ACUGAAAGAAGAAUUAGAACAACCCUCGAGCAGUGAAGUCGUCUCUCGGUUUGUUGGUUUCGCCUCCGCCGCGACAACUUAAAAAUAAACUACAAAAAAAAAUAAUAAAGAAAUUCUAUUUAUUUAUUAAUAAUUAACAACAAAAAGAAUACUCCAAAACAGUGGACAUCAAAAAACCCCCCCUCAAUUUAACACCCCUUCGUGUGUGUGUGUGUUUUUGUGCAAUUUGUGCAAAACAAAAAAAACCAAACGAAAGAAAAAAAAAAAAACAUGAAUUCCAUUUCAGCCUGUCAAAAUGAUGAAGAAAAAUUUUCAUCGUCGAAAUUGAAAAUUUUUACUUUUCGAUAAAAAGUUUUUCAACAAACAAAAUAAAUUGUCUUUUUUGCAGUUAUUUAAUAACAAAUAAAAGACCAAAGCAAUUGUGAAUACAAAAGAAAAAGAAAAUUUUUUACAAGGAAAAUAAAAUUUGUUAAAUAAAAUCAAAGAGAAAAGUGACGUCAUUGUUAUAAAGAAUUUUUAUAUGAUUUUCCAAUCAAUCAAAAAUAAAACAAGCGAAACAAAGUGGAAUUUGGUCUUUUUUCUUUUUGUUGUGAUUUUUCAUUGAAAUAAAAUUGAAACAAAAAAAAACUGCAUAAAAUUGUUUUAAAAGAUUCUUUUUUGUAUAAAAUAAAAAUCCUCCUGAGGGGGUGGGGAAAUUCUGGUAUAUCUUCUCUCGUCGUCGUCGUUGUCUUUUUUCUCGCCUCUCAUCGUUGUAAUUUUUUUUGUGUGGUGGCCGUGUCUCGUCCCGUUUUUCCGUUCCAUCUCAAGGUUAACGCAUUGAAGAAGAAAAAGAAGUGUCGUUUCGUUUCAUUUUGAUCUUCGCCUUUUUGACCAAAAUCUAUCCCUUUUACUCUUUUGUUGUGCAAAUAAAACAAAAAAAAAACAAGACAACAUCAAAAUAAAAAAAUUUGCAAAAAAAUCGUUUUUGUUUUGAUUGCUUUUGUUGUUGUUGUUUUACUCGGGGAGAUUCGCUUUGAUUUGCUUCGAGAGAGUGGACUCGUGUGGACUCUCAAUAAAAUUUGUUGUUGUUGUCAUUUUGCUUAUAUAAAAAUUGUUUACAACAAAAACUUGUUUAUUUCUCCCAAAAAAAAGGUGCUUUUUUUUGUCUUGAUUCCUUUGAAACAAAAAAUCCAAGACACCAUCUGUGCUCUGUUGUCACUUAACUUAACUGUGUUCAAUAAUCUCCUUUGUGUUGGUGUGUCUCUCCCAUAUUCCAACGCGGAGAGAAAAAUCCUUUAUAAAGUAAAAUUCCAUCCACACCUUAUUCAAUUAGAUUAUAAGUAGACAACAAAAAGAAAAGAAAAAAAAAGAGAACCCCCAACUGACCUUAGUAAAGAGGUGCACCUCUUCUAUUUGCUAAAAAACCAAGCAGAUAACUCAAACCAAACCAAACCACCCCCAUUAUAGUCAUGGGAAGUGUUUGGAAACGAUUGCAACGUGUUAAUAAACGGGCGGCAAAGUUCCAGUUUACUUCAUCGUAUCAUGAAUUACGUGUCGAGACCACCGCUAAGUGGAGACCGUCAAAUUUAUCGGUUGUAUGGACAAGACGAUCUAGACGCGUGGCAUCGGCACCGCUGCCUUGGGAACCGGACAUGGUUAAUCCACUUGUAGGUCAUAUAUCAUGGCCAGUUCCUGAUAAUCAUUCAAUAUCUGUGACGUUAUUUAAAGAUCCAAGGACACAUGAAUUGGAAGAUAAAGAUUGGACGUUUGUUAUCGAAGAUAUUACUCAACUGGGAAAAAAACGUGUUCUAGCAUCGGCCAGCAUAAAUAUGCGGAAAUAUGCCAGUGUAGAAUCAACGCAACAAAGUGUUACACUCACUUUGAAACCAGUGUCACGUAAAAUCACCUCCGCCGAACUUGAAUUGACAAUAAGUUGUGUGUUCCUGCGCGAAGGCAAGGCCACAGAUGAAGACAUGCAAAGCGUUGUCUCACUUAUGUCUGUUAACAAUAAUUGUGAUGUAGCUCCAUUGGACGAUUUGGAAGAUAUUCCAGAUUUGGAGAGUUCCGGUGAAAUAUCUGAACAUUUGUUCGAUUUUACUCAACAAUUGGAACAAUUAACGUCCAGUUUGAAUGGUUGCAUUGAUCUUGCGACGCCAAUGAGUGUUCCUUCACUAUCUGAAGAUCCAACUCCAUUAGCUGAAGCAACCCGCCUAUAUUUCGAACAUGAUGCUGAUAAACAAAGUACCGAUGAUGAUAUGCAGCAAACACCUAGUGCUGCAAUGUCACCUCCGCGAAAUUCUGUAACAGAAGUUCCUACAGCAAAAGCAACACCAGCAACAGCAGCAGUUACAGCAACUGAUUCUACUAGCCAAGAAUCAUCACCACCACAAGUUGCUGCAGUAACUGAUUCAAUAAAAUCAACAUCACAGCAACAACAAAAGCCAAAAACAACAACAACAACAGUCACUGAAAAGCCGAAGAGUAGAUCUAUCUUUGAUACUCCAUCAUCGAUAGCAAAUUCAGCUUCUAAGAAACCACCAUCCCAAACGACGUCGGAUUCUUUAGAUCGUAAAUCAUCAAAUUCCAUAUUUAAAGUGGAAAAAUUGCGAAAGGUAGAAAUCGAUAAAGUUCUACUACCAGCAUCUAAAUUAGGUGGUGCUCCAGCAUCAUCAUCAUCACCUGCAAUAAAUGAAACAAAACCAAGCAAGGACGAUGACACACACCAGCAUCAGAGUCAGCAGGUGAAACAAAAGGAAGAAAUCAAGAUCAAUAUUAUUGCCAGUAGCAAUGACAAGGACAAAGAAAAAGACAAAAACAACUCUUCUACACCGAUAGUUACGGCAUUCACAGAAAAGUCAAAGAAAACUGAAGAGCAACCUGUGGCUGUGGAUGAUUCAAUGCUAGCUAACAAUCGGACGGAGGUGAAACGUCCCGAGCUACAACCAUUGAAUUUGAAGAAGAGCUAUGAAAAUGGUACUACUACAAAUACAACUACAGCUGCAACUACAACAGCUAUGACAAAUAAUAAAACGGUUGAGAAAAUUAUUCUCAAGGAGAACACACCUGGACAGGAUCUACUUGAAUGGUGCAAAGAGGUGACUAAGGACUAUUCAAAUGUUAAGGUUACAAACUUGACGACAAGUUGGCGUAAUGGAAUUGCCUUUUGUGCUAUAAUUCAUCAUUUUGAACCACAUUUAAUUGAUAUGUCUAAGCUUUCACCUCAUGACGUAGUUGGCAAUUGUCGAAUGGCAUUUGAUGCUGCUGAAUCGUUGGGCAUUCCGCGUGUAAUUGAGCCUCGCGAUAUGAGCAUGUUGGCCGUUCCUGACAAAUUGGCUGUUAUGACGUACCUUCAUCAAUUGAGAGCUCAUUUUACUGGCAAACAAUUGCAUAUUGAACAAAUUGGUUCAACUUGUGAUGAAUCUAGCUAUGUCAUUGGAAAUUAUAAGUCCGAUAAUUUAUCAAAGAACUUACUCAAUUUGACUCAUUUGAAGUCACACCUCAAGCAUCAAGGUUCUCAGGAAGAUGAAAAUGAUAAGCCACCAUUGUCGCCUACAUCGAAAAAAGACGUUAAGAAUUUGAUAUUUUCUGGUUCGAAGAAUCUUCUUGGGAAAGUCUUAUCACCUGCCAAAGAUAGAAAUUCUAUAAAUGCUAUGCAACAACAACAGCAUAAUAACAAUUCAUCGGUUGGAAUUGUUAAUAAUAAUAGUACUAGUACACCGAAUGGUGGCAAGGAUAAACCAGCUCUAAUGACGCGUCGUGAAUUAACCGAUCCAUUUGGUAGCGACGAAGAGGACGAAGCUGAAAAGACUAAACAGAGUGGCGAUGGAAGUGAAAAUACGAAUACGACAACAACGACGACGAAGGAUGCAACGGGUACGCCAGCGUUGGAUCCUAAUACAGCAAAUAAACUUUUAUCUCGACAUAAGGAAAUGAGUGAGAAAGCUAAACUCAUGAUUGAAAGAUUGAAAAUAACCAACCGUGAAAAUGGCAAAAAUGACACCAACGAUGAACGACAACAACGUUUGCUUGAACACGCUCGUCGUCUCAUAGCCGAGACACGUUCGAAAACAGUCAAUGGCGAAAGUCCAACAACACCCACGAAACGUAUUACUAUAUCGCCAACAUCUUCGCCGGUGCGUAUCAAGGAUGAAUUUUUGUUUUGUCAGAACGGUGGCAGUGGGGCUGGUUCCCCAAAGGCACCACUAUCACCAACAAAAAAAAUCACACCUCCACGAGAUAUACUCAAGUCGUCGGAGGAUAGCAGCUACAAGCUGAGCCCUAGUCAUAGAUUAAGCGAACGAAAUGGCAAUAGUCCGUUGCAAUCGUUCAACUCGGUCCUCGAAAGGAUCUCACCAAAAAGUGAAAAGAGGGUUGAUAAACUUUCUUAUAUCGAAUCGGAAUUGGAAGCGCUGGAACGCGAACAAGAAGCCAUCGAUCAAAAAGCCAGCAAUUUGGAGAAGAAACUGCGCGCAGUCAUGGGUGGUAAUCCAAAUACGGAAGAAACUGAAGAACAACUAUUAUCGCAGUGGUUUACAUUAGUAAAUAAGAAAAACGCAUUGCUCAGGCGGCAAAUGCAACUUAAUAUUCUAGAACAAGAAAGCGAUUUAGAACUUAAAUAUGCUCUACUAAAUCAAGAGCUGCGAGCAGCUCAAUCAGUUGAAGAUUGGCGCAAAUCUGAAGCACAACGCGAAAAAGAAAGACUAUUGCUUGAAGAAUUGGUGGCUAUUGUAGAUAAACGUGAUCAAUUGGUGCAACGACUUCAUAAUCAAGAAAUUGCAAUCGAAGAUGAUCAUGAAAUUGAACGUGACCUAGAACAAGUGGACAUCAGUGGUGGCAAAGAAAAAUGUGUGAUUCAGUAAAUAAAACAAAUUAAAAAUAAAAACAACAACAAAAAACAUUAGACGCGCACGACUGCAAGGAACAAUGUGUAUGAACAUUAUUUCUCCUUUUUUUCUACUUCUCUUUAAUUGUUUUGUAAACCAUAAACAAAAUAAUUUUUAUUGUAACAAUUAUUAAAAUGACAAUGAAGGUGAAGAUUAUAAAUCUCCCUAAAGCUUUGAACAAAAAUAAAAUUAAUACAAAAAAAACAACAAAAAAAAACAGCCUAUUUAAGCACAAUACUGAUCAUUACCUAACUUCAAAUUCCUAAUUAUAAAAUAAUAAAAAAAAAAAUAAAAAAAAAAAAAACAAUUUUAUUGAAGAAUAUUUUAUUAAUUUUCAAAAAACAAAAAGAAUAUUUUUUAUGAGUCGACUAUAACUGAUUUGAUUUAUUAAUAAAAAAAAUAUAAGGGAUUGAAAAUGGUUUGAACAAAAAAUAAAAUUAAUAAAUUUAUUUUGCUUGCUAUGUAGAAGAAAAAAAUUGUAAACAAGAAAUAUUUUAUCAAAUUGGAUUUAGGUAUUGAAGUCACUAUCCAUUUGAAGAAAAAAAAAAAAAAAACAAAUAAUAAUAAUAAAAAAAGCUAAUAACAAUUCGAAUUUGAAAUUCAUCACGUCCGUUA
Episyrphus balteatus (marmalade hoverfly) is the source of this 5477-nucleotide messenger RNA. RefSeq names its product EH domain-binding protein 1 (gene Ehbp1). NCBI's taxonomy places the organism in Eukaryota, Metazoa, Arthropoda, Insecta, Diptera, Syrphidae. Bases 1449 to 4838 code for a protein of 1129 amino acids. Gene Ontology annotation, molecular function: protein binding. The transcript is spliced from 13 exons. The record is from RefSeq and is a predicted model, not a curated record.